This is a messenger RNA of Chelonia mydas (Green sea turtle), 2050 nucleotides long. RefSeq names its product N-6 adenine-specific DNA methyltransferase 1 (gene HEMK2). NCBI's taxonomy places the organism in Eukaryota, Metazoa, Chordata, Testudines, Cheloniidae. Gene Ontology annotation, biological process: methylation. Gene Ontology annotation, cellular component: eRF1 methyltransferase complex. Gene Ontology annotation, molecular function: S-adenosylmethionine-dependent methyltransferase activity; nucleic acid binding; protein methyltransferase activity. The transcript has 6 exons. The coding region runs from base 404 to 1045 and encodes 213 amino acids. The record is from RefSeq and is a predicted model, not a curated record.
GACCCGCCCGGCCGGGUGAACGGAGUCUCCGCUGCAGGUCCCCGUGCGACGCGCCGCCCGCACACGCUAACGGCAAGUCCCUGCUGCGGGCGCCGCGCCCAGCGCCCCGCCCGUCCCGGGGGCCCCUGCGCAGGCGCGCCCGAGCAUUCCACGAGAGCAAGGCGGGAUCCGUCGCUGCGGGCUCGCCCCGAGACAACCUCACUCGACCGCUGAUUCGCCGGGAUCCUGGAGGACAAGAGGCGGGGCCGAGGCUGGCCCUCGCCACAGUAGUGACGGCAGCGGCAGCUACGCGCGUGCGCGGCAGUUUGCGUAUCUGCGUCCCUCUCCCCUCACGACAGCGCGAGUCGGUGGAGAAUCCGCACAUGCGCACUCCCGCGCGGAAGGAAGGGGGCGGCGCUGGGCCAUGAUCCCCACCCCGCGGCACCAGCACGUGGGACCGCACGGGCCCUUUAGCGAGGUGUACGAGCCGGCCGAGGACACCUACCUGCUGCUGGACGCGCUGGAGCGGGACGCGGCCCAGAUCAGAGACGCGGGAGUUGAGAUCUCCCUUGAAGUAGGAUCUGGAUCGGGUGUGGUUUCAGCAUUUCUGGCUUCCAUUGUUGGACCCAGUGCGUUGUACAUAUGUACAGAUAUCAACCCUAUAGCAGCUUUUUGUACCUUGGAGACAGCUGUACUUAACAAAGUUCACAUUCACCCAGUAAUUACUGAUUUGGUCACAGGAUUGUUACCAAGAUUAAGUGGGAAAGUUGAUCUCCUACUGUUUAAUCCACCAUAUGUGGUAACCCCUUCUGAAGAGGUACAAAGCCAUGGAAUAGAGGCAGCCUGGGCUGGAGGCAAAAAUGGCAGAGAGAUAAUGGAUAGACUUUUUCCUUUAGUGCCAAACCUGCUUUCAACAGGAGGAUUAUUCUAUUUAGUUACAAUUAAAGAGAACAACCCAGAUGAAAUUUUGGAAACAAUGAAGAAAUACGGUUUAAGGGGUACUAGAGUACUUUCUAGACAAGCAGGAAGAGAAACUCUCACAAUUCUCAAAUUCAUCAAGUCCUGAUGACUGCUCUUAAAUCUUCCAUUGCUGAAGAUGUUGAAAGUUAAACACAAAUGGCGUUACAAUGGCUAGGCUAUUUUGUGACUAUAAACUAUAACUCAACAGAUUUUGAAAAAAUUAUCCUGUCUCCUGAUCUGUGCAGGAAAAUUGAGCAAAAUGUUCAUUGUUGUUCCCUUAACCUGGCCGUCAACCCACUGUGAUCUGUAAUCAGUGAGGGCAAAGUUGUUUCUGGACUUGGUUUUCUAUGUAGCAUAGUGGAACAGUAGCUGAAAUGUAAACUUUAAAAAUUCGCAGUCACACUUUAAAAUGUGGAAAUUCACUGGUAUUUAUUUCGUUUUAUAACUGGAAUAUUUUUAUGUGAUCAUGCAUUUAAUAUUUUUAACUACCUUUGUCGUUCAUUAUGGGUUCUCAAAACCAUGUUCUUGCUUUAGUACUUUGUCUUGUCUUAUGGUAAUUAUUCUGUACAGAUAGCUGGUUUAAAUUAAUACUUAAGAAGCCACUGAUCUUGAGGUUAGUGGCCUCAGUCUUACAUUUUGUACUUGUUGCAGAAUCCCCAAAAGCCUAGUGCAUAGAAACUAAUUUUGCUCACAUAGUCGGGAAAACUCUUGAUCUUAUCUUGCUACUGUAUUAUCGCUAUGACUAUUCCAACAGAUGUACCCAAUAUGGAGUUCUGUUAUAUGUCAUCCAGGGUCUUUAAGCUAAAUGCUAUGGGUUAAUAAACAUUGUAAAAAGUUCCGUUCAAUUUAAUCAAUUUUACAAAAUUAUUUUAGGGUAGAGACUAAUUUUAGACUAUAAAAAAGAAGACUUCGUUAAAAGGUACUUUCAGUAGAGCCCAGAAAACUAACAAGUGACAGUUCUUUGUGAAGCAGGUCCAUAUAUGACUAUGGUAUGAUACCAUUCCUAUACUAAUGCACCAUAAAAUGUAUGGGCUGGAGACUUAUAUGGUCUGAUUAUCUCCCUAUAUUUAAGCCCCUUCGUUUUCAGAUUAAACCGGUUCUUACUGAAAAA